Molecule: messenger RNA, 3537 nt
Organism: Setaria italica (foxtail millet)
Lineage: Eukaryota; Viridiplantae; Streptophyta; Magnoliopsida; Poales; Poaceae
Product: putative disease resistance RPP13-like protein 3
Exons: 5
Coding region: 483-3398 (971 amino acids)
Biological process (GO): defense response to other organism
Molecular function (GO): ADP binding
Source: RefSeq, a predicted model, not a curated record
GAGGCGUACAGAUAAGAGCAAGUAAUCAAGAGAACAAGUGCAUGGGAGAGCAUUAUAUUGUAUUUGUCCAGAAAUUGCAUUAGUAUGUCAAGAACUCACGAUAGUGACUGGAGAAAAGUCAGCAAAACGGAACCGGAAACGAUGGGGAGACCUUGGCCUUGACCUCGAGUCGUCGACUGGAGUGAGCACUUGAGCAACCAGCAAGCAUUGAGUUUGGUGGUUGUACCAGCAAGUGAGCGUUGGUGCAUUAUUAGUUUAUUACCUUCACCGUCCGGCGACGAGCGGCGGGGAGCCUGUGCACUGGCGGCGACAAGGCUCCAUUGCGACCACUUUCCCCUUGCCUCCUGUCGAUCCGGUGGUUCCAAGGCAGCAGCAAGCUUGGCGCAGGCAACUAACAGCUCCUCGGCAGCAAGUUGGAACCAAUCUAGCGGUGAAAAUUGUCACUCCGGCGACAAGGAGAGGGCGGCAACCGGGACAAAUCCAUGGAGAUCGUGACAGGGGCAAUUCCAAGCCUCCUGCACAAGCUCGGUGAGUUGCUAGUUGGCGAGUACAAUCUGCAAAAGGAGGUGAAGGGAGGGAUCAUCUUCCUCCAAGCUGAGCUCGAGAGCAUGCAAGGUGCCCUCCAAAAGAUCUCGAGGACACCAGCAGACAAGAUUGACGACCAGGACAAGAUCUGGGCUAGGAAAGUGAGAGAGAUGUCCUACGAUAUAGAGGACAAUAUUGACAAAUAUAUCGUGCAGUGCAAGGGGAGGAAGAUGGCCGAACAGCAUAGCUUCAAGGAAGCCAUUGAUAGGACCGUCAAAUGGUUCAGGCAGCCUAAGAUUCGUCGUAAGAUUGCUACAGAAAUCAGAGAGAUCAAGAGCCGUGUCAUCGAGGUGCAUGAACGGCGCCGCAGGUACGAGGUCAACCUUGGUGUUGAUAAGCCUGUAACUGUGGACCCUCGUUUAUUCGCUCAGUACACUGAGGUGAAAGAGCUUGUUGGCAUUGAUGAGGCAAGGGAUGAGUUAAUCAGCAAGAUUAUGAUAGAAGAGAAUGAAGUUCCCAAGAAGAAAGGCAAGAUAGUUUCAAUUGUUGGAUUUGGAGGCAUGGGAAAGACAACUCUUGCCAAUGCAGUGUACAAAAAGAUUAGAGCACAAUUUGAUUGCUAUGCUUUUGUUUCUGUUUCUCAAACUCCUGACCUGAAGAGAUUAUACAACGGCUUGCUAUAUGAUCUUGGCAAGAGCAUCAAUGAGGAAACAUUGGGUGAGAGGCGGCUCAUAGAAGUACUCAGAGAAUUCCUUGAAGACAAAAGGUAUUUUGUUGUUGUUGAUGACAUAUGGGAUAUAUCAGUUUGGAAAAUGAUUAGAUGUGCUUUGCCUGAUAAUGAUGUUGGAUACACUAUUAUUACAACCACCCGUAUUUCUCAUGUUGCUGAACAAGCUGGGGGUGCUUACAACAUGAAACCUCUUUCUUUGAAUAACUCCCGAAAACUACUAUAUAGAAGAAUAUUUGGUAGUGGGAAUAAAGACAACAAUGAAACAGAAGAAAAAUGUCAUAAGGAGAUGGCCGAAGUAUCUGACAGAAUACUGAAAAAAUGUGCUGGUGUGCCAUUGGCUAUAAUUACGAUGGCUAGUUUACUAGCUUGCAAAGCAAGAAAUAAAAUGGAGUGGUAUGAGGUGUACAAUUCUGUUGGUACUGGUCUGGAAAACAAUCUAGAUGUGGAGAAUAUGAGAAAGAUUUUAUCAUUUAGCUAUUAUGAGCUACCAUGCUAUUUAAGGGCUUGUUUGUUAUAUUUGAGCAUGUUUCCUGAAGAUUAUGAAAUUGGGAAGGAUCGUUUGAUAAGGAUGUGGAUAGGUGAAGGUUUUAUCCAAUGUGAAAAAGUAGGGAAGAGCCUAUUUGAACUCGGAGAGAGUUAUUUUAAUGAGCUUAUAAACAGAAGCAUGAUCCAACCAAUAUAUGAUAGUAAAAAUGAUAUGAUAUCAAGCUGUCGUGUACAUGAUAUGGUGCUUGAUCUUAUCCGCUCCUUGUCAAGUGAAGAAAACUUUGUUACUAUACUAAGUAAUAUGGGAGGCACAUCUCCAUCAAAUACGAUUCGGAGGUUGUCCCUUCAGAAUGGUCAGGAAAGUCAUGUGAUGGCUCAAGCUACAUGGAGCUUGCAACAUACAAGGUCAGUUUUUGUCUUUCCAACUUCUAUUUCUCCAGUGCUACCUCUUGACUACUGCCGAGUUUUACGUGUUCUGGAUUUAGAAGGCUGCAAUCUUUCACAAGCUAAUAGUAUCCUUAAGUGCCUUGGGAAUAUACAUCACUUGAGGUACUUGGGACUUCGUCGGACAGGUAUUUCUCAGCUCCCAGAAGAAAUAGGAAACCUGCAGUUUCUACAAAUAUUGGAUGUAAGGCGCAACAAUAUUUUCAGGUUGGCUUCGAGAGUUGUCCAGCUAAGAAAGUUGAUGUACCUAUACAUUGACCGGUCUACAACAGUUCCAAACGGAAUUGGAAAUCUGACAUGCCUUGAACAGCUGUCAUGGUUACGCAUUAAUGACUCCACUAGAAACAUUAUACAAGAGUUGGGCCAGCUAACUGAACUGAGGCAGUUGUCCAUUGAAUUGGACAAGUGGAACGACAAGCUGUUGGAGUGCCUAUGCAAGCUACAAAAGAUGCAGGAACUAGUUAUCACGGUCCGUCAUGGUCAACGCAGCAUCGGCAGAUUGGAUGCUUGGGUCGCCCCUCGACAUCUCCGCGUAUUUCAAUCACCAGACAACUGUUGGUUUUCAACACUGCCAGCUUGGGUGAAUCCAUCGCUUCUUCCGGACCUGACCUUCCUAUCCAUCGACGUGAGGGAGCUACAUCAGGUUGAUCUCGAAAUCCUCGGGAGGUUGCCAGCUCUCCGCUUUCUUUCUCUGAAGAUGGACAACAAGAACCUUGGUAUCCUUGCAGGAUUCGUUGUUGGUGCUGGUGCAUUCCCGUGCCUUGUAACCUGUUACUUCUGUCAAUUUGUGUGGCCAGUGGUAUUUCAACAGGGAGCUAUGCCAAGGGUCAGAGAGCUUGUGAUCUGGCGGUUUUAUCUGCGGGAGGCAAGAGGAAUUGCCUGCACCGAUGGUAGUCUCGACUUGGGCAUGGGAAACCUGCCGUCGCUGCAAUAUGUCAAGGCUGACCUGCGAUGUGAUGGUGCUGGCAAGGAGGAGGCAGAGCAAGCCAAGGCUGCGCUGACGCAUGCAGCUCAAAUGCAUCCCAAUCAUCCCUUACAUUUGAUCCAUAUUACAGAUCACGACUACUAUAAGACACUAUGCCGGAAGCUGGACCGGAGCAGAGCAGAUGUUUCGCCACGCAUGCAGAGGUUAAACUGCUCGGCCUUAGCUUUACCAGACACCCUCAACCUGCGAGUAAACAAUGAAUACUGCACACAUGCGUCUGUGACUUAGAGCUUUGAUCAUUUGUGCUGUAAUCCCUGACUAACUUCCCCCUCUGUUACAACUUACAAGAACUGUAAAGAAAAAAUAGAAACGCAGUUAACAUCACAUACAAUGAAUCACAUCCCAUCAACAGAUAUUUGUCUAAGCU